Molecule: messenger RNA, 2489 nt
Organism: Hypanus sabinus (Atlantic stingray)
Lineage: Eukaryota; Metazoa; Chordata; Chondrichthyes; Myliobatiformes; Dasyatidae
Gene: sart1
Product: spliceosome associated factor 1, recruiter of U4/U6.U5 tri-snRNP
Exons: 20
Coding region: 115-2367 (750 amino acids)
Biological process (GO): mRNA cis splicing, via spliceosome; maturation of 5S rRNA
Cellular component (GO): U4/U6 x U5 tri-snRNP complex
Source: RefSeq, a predicted model, not a curated record
GUUCAAGCGGAAGUGGGGGAACCGGCCAUCUCCGUUCCGGGUGGCGGUGGCCGCGGACUGUCCGGUUGCCGGUUUCCCGGCAUCGAGCGCUCGGUGCGCGACCCCGACGCCGCCAUGGGCUCCUCGAAGAAGCACCGCGAGCGCGGGGACGAGCCCGCCGCGCGCCACAAGAAGCACAAGCACAAGGACCGCAAGGAGCGCGCGGGCAGCCGCGAGCGCGAGAGCCGCCGGCACCGGGAGCGCGACAGGCGCGGCCCCGACGCCGAGCGCAGGCCCAAGCGGGAGAAGGCGGAGGAGCCUGCACCCGGUCCAAAAUCAGCCAGUGGCAACGCCUCGCUGUCCAUCGAAGAAACAAAUAAGUUGAGAGCCAAGCUCGGACUGAAACCUCUGGAAGUGCAGGAAUCCAAAAAGUCCGAGACCGGGACCAAGGAGGACCCCGUAGUGGUCCCGGCUGUCAACCCCAUCAUCUCGAAGGAGCAGGAGGACAUUCGGGUAAAGCUCGCAGCCCUGAAGGAGAAACGGCUCCUGAACCAGAAACUGGGGAAAGUGAAGACGCUGGGCGAUGACGAUGCUUGGCUCGACGACGCGGUGGCCUGGGUGGAGAAGAGCAGGAAGCUGCAGAAGGAGAAGGAGAUGGCUGAGAAGCGGGCAAAGCUUCUUGAGGAAAUGGACGAGGAGUUCGGUGUCAGCAAUCUAGUCGAGGAGGAACUUCGAACCACGAAACAGGUUGCCUACACGUCCCGGGAUCUGAAGGGACUGACUGUCCAGCACGAUAUUAAAGCUUUCAAGGAGGGCGAGGCAGUCGUGCUGACCUUGAAGGACAGAGGUGUUCUGGACGAGGAGGAUGAUGUCCUGGUUAACGUAAACAUGGUGGACAAGGAGAGGGCUGAGAAGAACGCGGAGAUGAAGAAGAAGCCCAGCUACAAGCCCUACGAGGACGAAAGCAUUGAUGACAUGGUGGUGUUCAAGGGCAAGUCGAUCCUCUCCCAGUACGACGAGGAGAUCGAGGGGGAGAAGAAGAAGUCGUUCAAGUUGGAGACGGGCGGCUCAGCGGACGGGUCCUGGGAGCAGGAGCUGCAGCAGAUCCGGCAGACGCUACGGGAGCAGGCCCAAACCCUGGAGAUGCCGCAGAUGAAGCUGGCGUCGGAGUUCUACACGGAGGAAGAGAUGGUCACAUUUAAAAAGACGAAGAGGAGAGUGAAGAAGAUUCGCAAGAAGACGACCGGCAUGAAAGCUGACGACCUCCUGGCCCACGGUCAUGACAGUGCUGCCACUGACUAUGGUUCAAGAUCCCGCGGUCGAGGCUGGAAGUUCGAUUCGAAGGCGAACGAGGAGGAGACCGCAGCAGAGGCCGAGGCGCCGGAGCCCCAGUCCGCGUCAGACGACAUGCGCGUGGAGAACAUGGAGAUCAGUGACGAGGAAGCCCGGGCUCCCAACUCGCCGGUGGCCCUCGAGGAGGAUGAGGCGGAGGCCGAGCUGCAGAAACAGUUGGAGAAGCAGCGGCGACUGCGGCAGAUACACAGGCAGGCAGCGGACAAGGCGGUGGACAUUGUGAAGAAAGUGAGCGGGGAGCGGGAGGACGAAGACGAGGACGACUUGGAGAAGAAGGGCGUGAUCGUCUUCAACGCCACGUCCGAGUUCUGCCGGACACUCGGGGAGAUCCCCACCUACGGGCUGGCUGGCAACCGGGAGGAGCAGGAGGAGUUGCUGGAUUUUGAGGUGGACAACAAGGAGUCGUCAGAGGGAGAGAUGGAGCUGGACCGAGACGAGACGGUGGGCUGGAGCAUGGUGAACCUGGACGAGGAGAAGAGGCAGCCCGAGUUCUUAGCCACAUCCACCACCAUCCUGGAUGAGGAGCCCAUCGUGAACUGUGGGCUGGCGGCGGCUUUGCACCUCUGCAGAAACAAAGGGCUGCUGGACACCACGAUGCAGAAGGUGGCUCGUGUCCGGUCCUCAGCCAAGACCCUUCCUUCAACUGUUUAUGCCAUUGAAGAUAAAAUGUUAAUAGACGACAAGUACAGCAGGCGGGAGGAGUAUCGCGGCUUCACGCAGGAGUUCAAGGAGAAGGAAGGGUACCGGCCCGACGUGAAGAUCGACUACGUCGACGAGUCGGGGAGGAGACUGACUCCUAAAGAGGCGUUCCGGCAGCUCUCCCACCGCUUCCACGGGAAGGGCUCGGGGAAAAUGAAGACGGAAAAGCGGAUGAAGAAGCUGGAGGAGGAACACCUGCUGAGGAAGAUGAGCUCCAGUGACACGCCCCUCGGCACGGUGGCCCUCCUGCAGGAGAAGCAGAAAGCGCAGAAGACGCCGUACAUCGUCCUCAGCGGGAGCGGCAAGAGCAUGAACGUAAACACAAUCACCAAGUGAAUCUCGGGCGAGUGUCGGAACUGGGGCUGGCGAGGAUUUGGAUUUGUCUUUGUGUGACUUGGUCUCUCUGUCUCUAUCCUUUUACUGUGUAUAUUAAUAAAAGCAGCUUUCUUUUUCCUAAA